UUAGCUGACACUUUAGAGUGAGUCAUGUGCGGUGGCAGUCUCUAUCCGAGUCGCGCAUCUGUUUCCUCGGCCGGUCCAGUGGACCCAGACAGCACGGUGGAAACCCAAAACAAAGGUGGUGGGCUGCCGGCACCAGCGCCCCCUGCUCAGUCUUCCGACCACGGCUCUGUAGUGGUCCCGGAGCGCAAGGAUAUGCCGGAAUUUGUGGUGACCGCGCUGCUCGCGCCCUCACGCCUGUCGCUGAAGCUGCUACGAGCGCUGGUGAUGAUCCUGGUGUACUUGGCUGCCUUGGUAGCCGCGUUUGUCUACAGCUGCGUCGCGCUCACCAAUGUGUUGUGCCACCCUCGCCGGGGCUGCUGCGGCCGCCAGAGGUCUGCCCCAGAGUGCCUGAGAGACCCCACGCUGGGCGAGCAUUGUUUUCUAACCCUCAGGAGUUCCGGCCUGCGUCUGCACUACGUCUCUGCUGGUCGCGGCAAUGGGCCCCUCAUGCUAUUUCUGCAUGGCUUCCCAGAGAACUGGUUCAGCUGGCGCUACCAGCUGCGGGAGUUUCAGAGCCAUUUCCACGUAGUAGCUGUAGACUUGCGUGGUUAUAGCCCCUCUGAUGCUCCAAAGGAUGUAGAUUGUUACACCGUUGACUUGCUGUUGACUGACAUCAAGGAUAUCAUCCUAGGCCUGGGGUACUCCAAGUGCAUCCUCGUGAGCCACGACUGGGGGGCCGCCCUUGCCUGGGAUUUCUCAGUCUACUUCCCGUCCCUAGUGGAUCGGAUGAUUGUGGUCAGUGGACCUCCCAUGUCAGUAUUCCAAGAAUACUCAACCCGCCACAUUGGCCAGUUAUUCCGAUCGAACUACAUAUUCCUGUUUCAGCUCCCCUGGCUGCCAGAGAAACUGCUGUCUCUGUCCGACUUCCAGAUUCUGAAAUCCAUAUUCACUCACCACAAGAAAGGCAUCCCACGCCUGAGUCCUUGUGAACUUGAAGCGUUCCUUUAUCCCUUCUCCCAUCCCGGAGGCCUCUCUGGGCCCAUCAACUACUACCGAAAUGUGUUCAGGAACUUCCCCCUGGAGCCCAAGGAACUGUCAAAACCCACACUGCUGCUGUGGGGGGAAAAAGACUUCUCCCUGCAGCAGGGGCUGGUGGAAGCCAUCGAAAGCCAUUUCGUGCCAGGCCGGCUGGAAAGCCACAUUUUGCCAGGCAGUGGGCACUGGAUUCCACAGAGCCAUCCUGAGGAGAUGCAUCAGUACAUGUGGGCCUUCUUGCAAGACCUGCUGGGCUAGAAAUUCCUGUUCACCGGCCUAACAGGUAUAUGAUAUGUUGGAACACAUAUCCCCGUCCAUGUAUACCUGGGAGUCCAUGCAGUGUGUGCAUACAGGGUGGCCUCCCAGAUCACCUGAAGCAGAUAACUCUGAACUGCACACAAAAACAUCUGUGGGUAUCUUGCCUCACACAUAGCAUGGAUGUCUGCCCUGUUCGAGCAGCCACUUUGAUGCUGGUAGCCACGGGUGCCUCUCCUCGGUGGAGCUAGAUGCUGGGACUGUCUUCCUCCUUCUCGAAGCCUGCCUGUCCCAACGGCUACACAGAACAUCAAUCCUAACCUUUCUGUCUUGUUUUC
Messenger RNA from Rattus norvegicus (Norway rat), 1607 nucleotides. It is a transcript of the gene Ephx3, whose product is annotated as epoxide hydrolase 3. Bases 25 to 1272 code for a protein of 415 amino acids. The record is from RefSeq and is marked provisional. The transcript has 7 exons. Gene Ontology annotation, biological process: epoxide metabolic process. Gene Ontology annotation, molecular function: catalytic activity; epoxide hydrolase activity. Lineage: Eukaryota; Metazoa; Chordata; Mammalia; Rodentia; Muridae. Gene Ontology annotation, cellular component: membrane.